Messenger RNA from Effrenium voratum, 776 nucleotides. The record is from the annotation of a GenBank genome assembly. NCBI's taxonomy places the organism in Eukaryota, Dinophyceae, Suessiales, Symbiodiniaceae.
AGCCCUUUUGGCUUAAGCUGAAGUCUUUUUUCACACCAUGGCGCGUGACUACUAUGCCUUGCUAGGCAUCUCCCGGUCUGCAACCACCCGAGAAAUCCUCACGGGAUACCAAUGGGCUGCUGCCAAAUGGCACCCUCAGAAGAAUCCGGGGGCGAAGGUGGAAGCGCAAUCGCGCUUUCAUGACAUCGCUGAAGCCUUCGAUGUCCUCAUAGAUCCUUUGCGCCGGCAGCGGUAUGAUGCCUAUGGAGAAGUGGGCUUGAAGAACCCGCCACUCGGGCUUGACUUCGAUCCUUACCAGUACGUGGGCGAUCCUUUCGAGCUGUUCAACAAGUUCUUUUCGUCGGCCGACCCGCUGAGCGUGGCGUACGAGCCCGAGCUCGAAAGCCUCCCGGUGAUCCCAUCCGCAAAGGAGACGGCCAUCGAGCUGGAGAUCGAAUGCUCUCUGGGCGAGCUCAAAGAGGGCAGCAGCCGCUGCGUGGUGGUGGAGAGGACCCGACUGGGCCCCGGCUUUGUGCCCUACAAGGAGAAGAAGCCGGUGCCCCUGCCCAUCAGACCUGGAUGGCAGGACGGAAUGAGGAUCAUCUUCAAGGGAGAAGGCAAUCACAGCGACAAGAACAAUACGCCAGGUGACCUGGCGGUUCUCAUCAAACAGAAGGACGGCAGAGUGAGUUUCUAGGAUUUCGUGAACUUGCUGAAAUGAAUGCCGAAUUCAUGUUUCACACUCCUGCUGAGCACUAUGACGCCUCCCAUUGUGGAAUCUCGUCCAAAUGAAUCGU